UGCAGCAGAAAAGCUUACAAUAAUUGCAGAUGCCAAGGCUCUUAGUUGCCGUGCAGCUGCUCGCAAACAUGGUGUUGACCACUCAAUGGUUUCACGUUGGAUUAAUAAUGAAGAAAAAAUAAAAAAUGCACCUAAAAAGAAUAAAAGCAUAGGUUCUGGAAAAAAAUCUCAAUAUCCCAAAGUUGAAAAAAUAUUAAAGCAAUGGAUAUUGGAACAUCGUCAGAAUGCUGUUGCAGCAACUUGUGAUAUUAUAAAAAUGCACAUGUUAACAUUAUUAUCAAAUGAUUUUGCAGAAACUUAUCCUGGUGCGGACAGUAAAUUUCAUGCUACUGAUAUGUGGCUUUUUCAAUUUAUGAAAAGAAAUAAUUUUGCUCUUCGACGUAAAACAAAAAUUUCUCAAAAACUUCCAGAAGAUCUUGCAGAUAAGAUCAUUAGUUUUCAAAAAUUUAUUAUAAAUCAUCGAAAUUUAUACAACUAUAAUCUUUCCCAUAUAGGAAACAUGGACGAAACUCCAAUAUUUUUUGAUAUGGUACAAAAUCAAACAAUAGACACCCGUAGAUCCAAAACUGUAAAUGUACGUACAACCAGCAACGAAAAAAAUCGAUUUACAUGUGUACUUACAAUACUUGCUGAUGGUACAAAAUUGGCUCCCUUUGUAAUAUUUAAAGGACAAUGCCUUCCAAAAAAUCUUCCUGAUGGUAUCGUUGUAAUAAUGCAUUCAAAAGGAUGGAUGGAUGAAGCAGGAAUGAAUGUAUGGUUUGAAAAAAUAUGGUCAAAAAGACCAGGUGGUUUAGCUUAUAAAAAAGAGAGAGCAUUGUUAGUAUUAUAUAGUUUUGAAGGACAUAAGACCGAAAAUGUAAAAAAAAAAGCUAGAGAAGAAAAUACUGAUCUUUGUGUUAUUCCUGGUGAACUUACUUCAACAGUUCAGCCGUUAGAUGUAUGUAUCAAUAAACCUUUUAAAGAUAGACUUCGUAAGAAAUGGGAUAAUUGGAUGAUACAGGGCAAUUAUAAUUUUACAAAAUUGGGAAAUAUAAAAAAACCUGGAUACAAUACUAUGUGUGAGUGGAUAAUCGAGGCCUGGAAUGAUAUUCCUUCUGAAAUGGUUUCAAAAUCUUUUAAAAAAUGUGGUAUUUCUAAUGCAAUGGAUGGAACUGAGGAUGAUUUAAUUUGGGAGGAAAAUAAUGAAAAUAAUAAUAACGAUGAAUCAGCAGAUGAAGAUCCCGGAAUUUUAGUUGAUGAAUCAUGUGAUGACUAA
Diversispora eburnea is the source of this 1255-nucleotide messenger RNA. The record is from the annotation of a GenBank genome assembly. NCBI's taxonomy places the organism in Eukaryota, Fungi, Glomeromycota, Glomeromycetes, Diversisporales, Diversisporaceae.